UAACACAAUGAAUUUAAAGUGUGAAUGUACUGGUAGGAUUUAAUAAAAUUAAUUUAAUGAAUUCUAAACAGACGCAAGUGGUUGUAUAUUGGAAAUAACCAAUGUUUGAAAAAUGAUAAAAUGUAUGUUUCAGAUUUAAACAACAAUGAUAUGAGAUUUAUGUAACAAUAGUUUCAGACAAAUAAUAGGGAAAAAGUUUUAGGUGGGAAUACAAUCAUGUAACAUAGGUUUGAUUAAGGUAGAAAAAUUAUCAGGCGAUAAGAAUUGUGUGUGAGGUAACAUAAGUAUAUGCAGUGUCCAAAUCUUUAACUUGAAUUAAAAGUACACCAUAUUUACCAGUACAUGGGAUGAUUUUGUUGAAAAAACUGAAAAAACUAAAAAUGGGAAAACAGAAUAUCAAAGGUGUAAUAUGAAUUAAAGAUAAUAACAAUAACAGACUUAGAAGAAAAUAAACACAAUCAUUUGAGAUGAUGUGAUAUUAGUUUAGAUGACAAAGUGAAGGAAUAAUAUAACAAUAGUUUCGGAUAAAAAACAAGAACCAAAAAAAUAGUAGUUAUAGAUGCAAAAACAACAAUAGUUUAAGAUGAGUCAGGAGAAACCAAAGCGUAAAAUAAGCGCUGCCUUGCAGCCGCCAAACAUUUCUGACCAUGGUGGUCACCUCGCUACUAUAAGUGAGUCUGGACCUAUGAGGAGAGUGAGUCAGGAAGGUCAAGGUCCAGUACGGAAAGUUAGUACAGAGGUGGGUCUAAGGCGUGUCAGUGGAGAACGUGACGGAACUCAAAGACGGCCCAGUGAUUCUAAUCGUAAAGUUAGCACAUAUAGUAUAAUGGGACGUAAAACAAGUUUUAUGUCGGCUCCAGAAAAAUUGAUAAAAGACAAGCAAAAGUUGAAGGAGGAGAGAGAAGCAAAACGGCAACAUCUCGAUGAACGUCAUAUUUACAUCCUCCAAACUGUUGCCGACAGUCUCGGCUUGGAACUCUCUGAGGUGGAAGAUUGUAUUCUUGAAGGCACUCAGAUUGAGACCAUGGAUUUGUUCCUUGACCCAAAAGGUAAACCAGGAACCAACCAGCUUAUGUUUUACUACCAGGAACCAGAAGACAAGGAACCUCAUGCAGUGGGAUUUCGUUUACACCAUCCCUCGGAGAAAGACGAGCGCAAGAAAAGUAACCCAUUGGAACAUCUAAAAACAGGUCCACCAGCUCAGAAAACACCACGUCAGCUCAAGCCCAAAGUGUUUGUAGCCAAUGGUAAUGAUGUCCCCUUAAAAGGCACCGGCCUGCUGUUCAUCAAGACUGGGGAGCCGUCUUCUGUGAUCACAGAACAAAACAUGGUGAAGGAUAUCAACUUUACUAUUCUUGAUACCAAUGGACACGGACGUAAUGGUGCGGGACUCCUACACGCUGUCGAACAUCUCUUCUCCAGCAUAUUCAUCCCUGCCCUGAAGAACCUUGACAAAGGAUGGGGCGCCCUUGAGUCAAAAGGCUCCACUCAAACCAGGGUUGACUUCCUCAAUAUGCUAGACUCUUUUGUCUCUGUACUUGUUGGUGCUCAAGAAAGCUUGAAUGAGAAGGUUGAACUAAAGCCAUGUGAGACCUAUGAGCUAUCGAAAGUUCAAAGCCCAGCAGACUACCAGGCCAUUGCCAACAGCUCCGAGGCCCUGGAAGGUAUUGAGGCGUGCAUGUGUGUCUGGAUCAAACAGAUUGAACAGGUGUUGGCCGAGAGUGAGCAGAUGAGGAAAGAAGCAGACGACAUUGGACCAAGAGCAGAACUUGACCAUUGGAAGAAAAGGAUGUCAAAGUUCAACUAUCUGCUUGACCAGAUCAAAGGGUCAGAGGUCAAGGCUGUCCUUGGUGUCCUACAUGCUGCCAAGUCCAAGCUCAUUAAGACAUGGCAGGAGCUUGAUCGACGUAUUACUGACACGGCUAACGAGGCCAAGGACAACGUGAAAUUUCUCUACACCUUGGAGAAAUUCUGUGACCCUCUCUACAACAGCGAUCCUGUUGGAAUGUUGGAAGGUAUCCCUGGUCUGAUCAAUGCCAUCAGAAUGAUCCACAGUAUCUCCAGGUAUUACAAUACCUCUGAGAGAAUGACCUCACUCUUUGUCAAGAUCACAAAUCAGAUGAUCACCGCCAGCAAGGCUUACAUCACAAACGGAGGGUGUGAGACAGUCUGGUCUCAACCUCCGGGCGAGGUCAUCAAGAAGCUCAAUGACUGUAUUCGCCUUAACGAGGAGUAUCAACGAUGCUUCCACAAGACAAAAGAAAAGCUGGAGAAAAUGCCCAAUGAGAGACCAUUUGAGUUUUCCGAGAUGUACAUUUUCGGAAAGUUUGACACUUUCACAAAGAGGCUGAAGAAUAUCAUUGCCAUCUUUGACAUGUUCUCUGUCUACGCGACAUUGUCGGAGUCCAAAAUUGAAGGUUUGGAGGUAAUGGCCAACAGGUUCAGCGUGAUUCAGACACAAAUACGUAAAAAGCCGUAUGAUUUCCUGGACCAGAGGAAACAAGAGUUUGCUGGGGAUUACGAUGAUUUCCAGAGACAGAUCAAAGAACUGCAUGAGAAAUAUCAGGAGAAUUCUUCGCUCACAGGGUAUGGUAAAGAUAUUGAGAGGGAUUGUCCAAAAUACCAAAGAACAAAGACGAGCCUCCAGGUAGCCCAGAAGAUUUUACCUCCCAUUGCAGGUUUAAGAUAUCCUGGUCUCUCGCCAGCCUUGUUCCGACGUAUCCAGGAAAAAACCAUGGAAAUAUUCCAACAAACAACCGUCGCUCCUAGAGAACUCAACCAGAAGUCUAAGAAGAAUUAUCAAAGUUUUUUCAACAAUUGCCAAGGUUUCUUCCUCGAGUUUGAAGGUCCUCUAAUUAUUAGAGGACUUGGUGGAAGCAGCAAAGUCGGGGUUGUCGGCAUCUCUGCUCGUGGAAAGCACCAGAGACUAAUGAACUGUAUUGUGAACUUUGACCCUCAGAUCCUCACAAUGAUCGACAAAGAGUCAGGGGUUGUUCAAGAUGCCUUGCAACUGAGUGUUGAAUCGACAUGUUUGCUUCACCUAGAGGUAAAUGAAGAGGAAAUUGUUGAUGAUGAGAAAAAAGAAUGGAAACAG
Molecule: messenger RNA, 3094 nt
Organism: Ruditapes philippinarum (Manila clam)
Lineage: Eukaryota; Metazoa; Mollusca; Bivalvia; Venerida; Veneridae
Product: dynein axonemal heavy chain 5-like
Exons: 17
Biological process (GO): microtubule-based movement
Cellular component (GO): dynein complex
Molecular function (GO): dynein intermediate chain binding; minus-end-directed microtubule motor activity; dynein light intermediate chain binding
Source: RefSeq, a predicted model, not a curated record